Molecule: messenger RNA, 2025 nt
Organism: Saxophila tyrrhenica
Lineage: Eukaryota; Fungi; Ascomycota; Dothideomycetes; Mycosphaerellales; Extremaceae
Gene: CWC22
Product: pre-mRNA-splicing factor cwc22
Exons: 2
Coding region: 1-2025 (674 amino acids)
Biological process (GO): mRNA splicing, via spliceosome
Cellular component (GO): catalytic step 2 spliceosome
Molecular function (GO): RNA binding; protein binding
Source: RefSeq, a predicted model, not a curated record
AUGGCGUCCGCCGUUCAGUCAGCGGUGCGACUGCCUUCACCAGAGCCUGGCGAUCCAGCGCCAGAGUCGUAUACCCGCAAACGAUCUCCAGUCUCAAGGUCCCCUUCCCCUCGUCGCGAGGCACCGCCACUUCGCCGACGUUCGCGCUCACCAGCUCGUGCUAACGGGCCCCUACCUCGCGAUGUCGAUCGGUCACGCGCAAUGGAGCGAGCGAGGCAGCUGGAGAUGCGGCAGAAGGAUGAAGCAGAGCCGGAGAAGCCGCUCACUGCAGAGGAAAAGCAAGCUGCAGCGAAGGCAGAGUACGAAAAGCUGCUCAAUAUGCGGUCUGGUGGCACCUACAUCCCACCAGCACGGCUGCGAGCGCUACAAGCGCAGAUCACCGACAAGACCUCGAAGGAGUAUCAGCGCAUGGCUUGGGAGGCCUUGAAGAAGUCUAUCAACGGUUUGAUCAACAAGGUCAACUCCUCAAACAUCAAGCACAUUGUGCCGGAGCUUUUCAACGAGAAUCUGGUGAGAGGACGAGGCUUGUUCUGCCGCAGUAUCAUGAAAGCGCAGUCUGCCAGCUUGCCAUUUACACCGAUCUUCGCAGCCAUGGCCGCCAUCGUCAACACCAAGCUACCGCAAGUUGGAGAGCUCCUCAUCAACCGGCUGAUCAUCCAAUUUCGAAAGGCCUUCAAGCGAAACGACAAGAGCGUGUGCCACAGCAGUACAACCUUCAUCGCGCAUUUGAUCAACCAGCAAGUUGCGCACGAGAUGCUGGCUGCGCAAAUGCUGUUGCUGUUGCUGCACAAGCCGACAGACGACAGUGUCGAGAUUGCUGUGGGCUUGAUGAAAGAGGUUGGACAGCACAUCGAAGAGAUGAACUCGCAGAUCGCUUUGGCAGUGUAUGAUCAGUUCAGGAGUAUUUUGCAUGAAGGCGACAUCGACAAGCGAGUGCAGUACAUGAUCGAAGUACUUUUCCAGAUACGCAAAGACAAGUACAAGGAUCAUCAAGCAGUCAAGGAGGAACUGGACUUGGUCGAGGAAGAGGACCAGAUCACGCAUCGACCAGGCCUGGAUGACCAAGUGGUCAAUGAAGAUGGACUCAACAUCUUCAAAUUUGACCAAGAUUGGGAGGCCAACGAAGAAGCGUACAAGAAGCUGAAGGCAGAGAUCUUGGGCGAAGCAUCAGGAAGCGAGGACGAAGACGACGAAGACGCCGAAGAGGAGAGCAGCGACGAAGAAGAAGACCAGACAGAGAAAGCAAUGGAGAUCAAGGAUCAGUCCAAUACUGACCUCGUCAACCUCAGGCGUUCGAUCUACUUGACGAUUAUGUCCUCUGGAGGAUUCGAGGAAGCAUGCCAUAAGCUCAUGCGCAUCAACCUUCCGACUGGCCGCGAGGACGAACUGCCGUCGAUGAUCAUCGAAUGCUGCAGCCAAGAGCGAACCUACAACAAGUUCUUCGGUCUCAUCGGUGAGCGCUUCUGCAAGCUCAACAGGCUGUGGAAAGACUUGUUCGAAGAGAUGUUCACCAAAUACUACGAAACCAUCCAUCGGUACGAGACCAACCGCCUUCGCAUCAUCGCCCAGUUCUUUGGGCAUCUCUUGUCAUCAGACGCGCUGGGCUGGCAUGUGUUCAACGUGGUUAAGCUCAACGAGGAAGACACUACCUCAUCCUCGCGCAUCUUCAUCAAGAUCUUGAUCGAAGACCUGGCCCAAGGCGUUGGCAUGAAGUCUCUUGCAGAGCGCUUCAGGGAUGAUGACCUUCAACCUGCUCUUACCGGCAUGUUCCCAACAGACAACCCAAAGAACACCCGUUUCAGCAUCAACUUCUUCACAGCUAUCGGCAUGGGUGUUCUGACGGAGGGCAUGAGAGAGUUCUUGAAAAACAUGCCCAAGCCGGCACCGCCCGCAUUGCCUGCCGCCAAAGAGACCACGCCUAGCAGUCGUGGAAGGAGUGAGAGCUCCUCCGAGAAGGCGCAACAGAUCGCUGUCUUACGACUCCCAGUCACCACCACCAAAGACAAGCAAGCGGCGUUCACCUAG